ACGAGCGUAGUCGUGAUGUCAUUGGAUUUUAGGUGCCCCCUCAGGAUGCCUGAGUAGUUGCGCUCGCCGCCAAUGAGCGUCUCCAGUGUGAAUGUCCUUCAUUUCUCUGUCUGACUAGAGAACUUGCCAUCACGGAUCCGAAUCUGGAUUUAAAUAGGAAAGACAAGCACGUCUCCGGUUCGCCGCUGCCCCUCAAUCGAGUGACACUCUGGAGCGUCUGAACCAACUUUAACUGAGCGCGACAUGGAGUGCCGAGUUCUGUCGAUUCAGAGUCACGUCGUGAGAGGAUACGUGGGAAAUAAAUCCGCAUCCUUUCCAUUACAGGUCUUGGGGUUUGAGGUGGACUCGAUCAACUCUGUUCAGUUCUCCAACCACACAGGGUACUCUCACUGGAAGGGACAGGUCUUGACUGCAGAUGAGCUUCAAGUCCUGUAUGAAGGGAUCAAACUCAACAACGUCAACCACUACGACUAUGUACUUACAGGUUACAAUAGAGACAAAUCGUUUCUGGAGAUGGUGGUCGACAUUGUUCAAGAGCUGAAGAGAGCCAAUCCUAACCUUGUAUACGUUUGUGACCCUGUCUUGGGUGACCAUGGUUCAAUGUAUGUUCCUCAGAAUCUCCAUCCGGUGUACAAGAAUAAAGUGGUGCCUGUGGCCGAUAUCAUCACGCCCAACCAGUUUGAGGCCGAGUUGUUGACAGGGAAGAAUAUCAGCACGGAGAAAGAUGCUGUUGAGGUGAUGGACCUGCUGCAUAAGAUGGGUCCAGACACCGUGGUCAUCACCAGCUCUGAUCUGCCCGCUCGUCUCGGAGACAGAUUCCUGGUGUCUUUUGGCAGUCAGCGCAUUUUGAUGCCUGACGGUACAAGGAAGACCCAGCGGAUCCGAAUAGAGGUGCCGAAGGUGGAUGCGGUGUUUGUGGGGACCGGGGAUCUGUUUGCUGCUAUGCUGUUGGCCUGGACUCACCAUUACCCAACAGACCUGAAGACGGCUUGUGAGAAGACCUUCUCUGUUAUGCACCAUGUCAUUCGGAGGACUAUAUCUUAUGCCCAUGAGAUUGCAGGUCCUGGCAGAAGACCCAGCCCGGCCCAGCUGGAGUUACGGAUGAUCCAGAGUAAAGCUGACAUAGAGGAUCCAGCCGUAGUCAUGGAGGCCACUGUUAUAUAGAGCCACCACAUCUCAUCCACACAUCUCACCCUCCGCUCACAACUGCACAAUGUAUAGAUGUUGUACAUUUUGAUAUGUAAUGUGACAUUGCCUUAGAAUCUCAGCCAGAGCACAACAGUUCCAUUUCAAGAGAUUCAACAGGGUACAGCCAAACAAGUGAGAGGAAGAGAGCCAUUGCGCUCAGAGAGAGAGAGUAACCAAUAGGAGAGUGGGAGAGUUGAUCAGCCUCUCAUUUUCUCGAUUUUGUGCAUCUUCACCAUCUCUGUCUCUCUCUUUCUCUCAAAGCUGCUCAAGAACUCCGGUUCGUCCUGCACAUAAAGCCCCAGUCACUGACAUUUCCAGACCAGGUCAGUUAUGGAACUAAACUGCCAUUGAUCUUGUGAGGAACAAAAUGUAAAAACAAACAAAAAAAUUAAAUGAAUAUAGGUGUGAUGCUUUCUAUGCUCUAUGAUUUUGAGUCAGAGCAGUUCAGCAACAAACACAGAAAACAAAACCUAGAUGGCUGAGUCUCACAAAAACUGUCAAGAAAUGCCCGAGUCAUAUUUCGUCCUGAAUCAAAAGAUCAAAAUAAGAUUUUUAUUGCAUAAAGGAAAAAGAAGGAUAUUAUUAGGACCAUUAAGAUUUUGUGUAUUAGGGUAUUUUUUUAUUACUGUAUUCUUUUCCCCAGUUCUCUGUUGCUCUCUGCAAUGGGAAAAAUUAUCAACUUUAUAUCUUUUUUUUUAUUGUAUAUACAUUUAUAAAAGUAUAUUUAAUUUUAAUUAUAUAUUAGUGCUGUCAGAUCAAUUAAUUGCACAUAUACAAACUUUUAUUUUGGAUGCCCUAUUAUAUAUGUACAAACCCGAUUCCAA
Carassius carassius (crucian carp) is the source of this 2012-nucleotide messenger RNA. Its product is annotated as pyridoxal kinase-like. Gene Ontology annotation, molecular function: pyridoxal kinase activity. NCBI's taxonomy places the organism in Eukaryota, Metazoa, Chordata, Actinopteri, Cypriniformes, Cyprinidae. The coding region runs from base 244 to 1164 and encodes 306 amino acids. Gene Ontology annotation, cellular component: cytosol. The record is from RefSeq and is a predicted model, not a curated record. The transcript has 11 exons. Gene Ontology annotation, biological process: pyridoxal 5'-phosphate salvage.